Ceratitis capitata (Mediterranean fruit fly) is the source of this 4827-nucleotide messenger RNA. RefSeq names its product intraflagellar transport protein 140 homolog (gene rempA). Gene Ontology annotation, biological process: intraciliary retrograde transport. The record is from RefSeq and is a predicted model, not a curated record. Bases 69 to 4634 code for a protein of 1521 amino acids. NCBI's taxonomy places the organism in Eukaryota, Metazoa, Arthropoda, Insecta, Diptera, Tephritidae. Gene Ontology annotation, molecular function: protein binding. Gene Ontology annotation, cellular component: ciliary basal body; axoneme; intraciliary transport particle A. The transcript is spliced from 13 exons.
CACUGUGAAGGGGAACAGUUACAAGCGCAGGCCUCUUCCUUAGAAGUUUUCAAUAACAACACGACGCCAUGGCAACCGAGUUAGUUUCGUCCUAUGCAAUGCGUUGCAUUAGUUUCCAAUUGGCUUUCGAAGGAAGAAUAUUUAUUUGUAAAACUCGCGUGAUGACACUUUAUUUCGAUACUAAAGUAGAGUUUCUUGACUCGGAUGCAGUUAGCACCAUCGGCAAUUGGCAUCUUAGUGAGCCAUUAUUCGCCGUAGCUUCCUACAGCCAGGAACGUGGUGGUUCCAUAACAAUUUUCACUGAUUCGGGUGAGCCGCAGCGUGAUGUCACCUAUCCAGUGCAUCCUACCUCACAGGUGUCCGCUCUUGCUUGGCAUCCAGAAAAAGUUUUACUGGCUACGGGUUGGGAAAAUGGUGACAUACAUGUCUGGUUUGCCGGUCAUCGUGAGUUCGCUAGUGUGCAUGGUCCACAUAAGGCACCGAUUGUGUUGUUGGAUUUCAGCGAGCAGGGCGGUCGCAUGGUAACCGCUGACGCGAUGGGUCUGCUCACCGGCUGGCGAUGCGAUGGCCAAUAUCAAUUUUUAACAAUGUUUUCACAUGAUCUUCGCGACGUGUUGCUGCACAUCACAUUUCGACGCACUAUCGAGAGCGAAGUGCGUGAGGAAAUGGUAAAUCUGGCUAAAGCGGCAGUAGCCGGCGACGAUGCGGCACUCGAUACGCUCACCAACUGGCGACCGCGUACGGCGGCAAGAAGUAUGACUCAUGCUGGUGUCAAGGAUAAUCACUGUUUCUAUGUAGGCACUCAAAAUGGUUUAAUGUACUAUAUCAAUCAGGGUGGCACAUGCACGGAGGUGCUAAAGAAUAACACUGUGCCCAUAAUGCAAAUGCUCUGGCAUCCCAAGAAGGAUGCCGUUAUUUGUUUAAUGGAAGACAUGACGAUUGCUUUAUAUUUGGUGGAGUCGACUGGCAUACUAACCGAGCUGGAUCGUGUAAAACUAAGUGGAAAUUUAUCUGGAAAAGGCGGUGCUAUAUCCUGGGCCGGUAAUAGUUUGGCGAUUAUAACAGGUGAUCUCAGCGUACGCAUUUGGGACAUUGAAAAAAGUGAUAAUUAUCUAUUAAAAAUGGAUUUGCCUACAACUGCAAUUUCCGUAUUGGCGUCCUCCAUCAGUCUCGAUGUUAACUCGUCAAGCACGAACGUUUUUAAUACGGAGAGUAGCGAUAAAUCCUCUUCGACGAUGAAUAGCCGUAAGCUUCAGAAAUUCAUACAUCCCACAAAUGAACUCUUCACCUGCCUUGCAUACAGCACGAGCAACCAGACGCUUUGUGCUGGCACCAACCAGGGUAAUCUAUACACUUGGAAACGACGUGUAGGCGUCUUUGAUAUACCUGAAGACUCAUGGCAGUUGACCAAUAUUUCGACAGUGCGUGGCGCAGUUAAACAGUGCAUUUGGGGUUUCAAUGAGUUGGCUAAGCCGUGUAUGCUGAUCAAUUGCAUUUCGAAUGUUUAUGUGCUCAAGGAACAACCGCUCUUAUCCUUUCACACACGCGACUUGUGUGCUGUCCAACGCAAUGCCAAGUCAAUUUACUUGGAGCACUCAAUCGGUAAACAUGCGCUAAUUCAAGCUGAUUUUCCAAUCAUUGCCUUAGCACUUAAUCAAUUAAAUUUGAUCAUAAGUAAUGGACGUGCUAUAUCUGCAUAUAGCAUUGAGAAAGUACAAAAAGUGGAAGACUACAGAGUGGAUACAUAUACAGAUGAUAGCAUAACUGCGGAUAGCAAUGACAAGGAUCCAAAUUUGAAUGUUAAGCUGAUACAAACCUUUAAUGCGGAAUGUUUAGGUUUAAACAUACACAAUCAGAACAUAUUUUGUCUAACCUCCAAUGAGGUAAUGAUAUACUCAAUUGGUGGAGUGGUGCUCAAUAAAAUUUUGGCGAAUGACAACGAAGGAAAAAUAAUUGGCAUGGACCUGACCGGUGUCUAUUUAAGUGUUUUCACAAUGAAUGGUUUCAUUAAAGCCUAUGAUGUGUCUCGUCACGACCCGAAGCUGAUGUUUCCUGGCAAAUCGGGUUAUGAUUUAUUUGAUGAUUUCGGCGAAGUAAUAUUGGUGAAAUGUAAUACUGCCGGUACCCAUUUAGCUGUAGUGAUUGCCAAUCGCAGCUUUGUGCCUAAGCCGAUCUUAUAUUGUUGGAACUUCGAGCGGAAUCAUUCAAUGGAAUAUAAUCUAAUAAAUAAUAUGAAUGAAAGUACCAACAAAUCAAGUAUGCCCGUAAACGUAUACUGGGACACUGAUGAGGCACGUUUGCUUACUAUCGAAGUAAAAUCAAUGCAGCACUCGCAGGAACAAAAGCAAACUUUUAAAACUGGCAGAACUUCCAGUAGCAGCAAUAGUAUCGAAUCAGAAGUUAUGGUUUUAUUUUUUUCGGAUAAAGGUAAAUUAAAUGUGCUGGAAACACGACCUUUGGCACUAGGAGAGCAGCUAAUUAACCUAUGUGUGCCCAACGUGGUAACUUUGGACAUUAGCAUCGUGAAAGAACGACCACUUCAAGACUUCGUUGACCUCAACAAAUGUGAUCCAAAUGUACGCAAAAUGGUUCUAAAUUUCAGUUUACACAUUGCAGAGGGGAAUAUGGAUUUGGCUUAUCGUUGUAUACGCUCCAUACAAUCUCAAACGAUUUGGACCAAUUUGGCAAAAAUGUGUGUACAAACUAGUCGCCUGGACGUGGCUAAGGUGUGCAUGGGCCAUUUGGGUAAAGCGCGUUCGGUACGUGCACUUCGUCAAGCAAUGGAAGACGAUGAUCUUGAAGAAGAGGCCAAACUUGCAGUGCUUGCUACUGAGUUGGGUAUGCAUGAUAAGGCGGUUGAAUUAUAUAAAAAAUGUGAAAGAUACGAUUUGUUAAACAAACUACUACAAGCUCGUGGAAAAAUUGACGAGGCUAUACUCAUUGCAGAGACGGAAGAUCGUGUACAUUUGAAGAACACAUACUUUCAUAAAGCUCAACAGUUGAAAGAGAAAGGUGAUAUUAAAGCAGCACUUGAAUAUUUCGAAAAGUCGCAAAAUCCAGUGCAAAAUAUUACACAAAUGCUACUGGAUAAUCCGCUGGCUAUGAAACGGUAUAUGCAAAAUUCUACUGAUCCUAAAAUGCUUAAAUGGUGGGGCCAGUAUAUUGAAAGUUCUGGAGAUAUGGACGCGGCUUUAGCGGUAUAUCAGAAAGCCGAAGAUUGGUUUUCGCAAGUGAAAAUCCUUUGCUAUCUAGGAAAAAUAUCAAAAGCUGAUGCCAUAGCUAGACAAUCAGGCGAUAGAGCUGCUUGUUAUCAUUUAGCACGACAUUAUGAGAAUGUUGGGAAAUUUCAAGAAGCCAUCAUGUUCUACACCCGCGCCCAGACAUUCAGUAAUGCUAUUCGUAUUUGCAAGGAAAAUGAUUUUCAGGAUGAACUUUGGACCGUUGCUAGCUCUUCUCGAAGUCGUGACAAAGCAAUUGCAGCAGCUUACUUCGAAGAAUGUGGAUCCUUUAAACGAGCUGUGGAGUUAUAUCAUCGUGCUGGCAUGCUUCAUAAAGCCUUGGAAAUGGCAUUUGAGUCGGAACAACCGGAAGUUUUAGAAAUAAUAGCGUCGGAAUUAACUGUCGAAUCGGACGCUGAGUUAGUAAAUCGUUGUGCAGACUUUUUUACGAGUAUUGAACAGCAUCAGAAAGCUGUUUAUUUGUUGGCGAAGACGAUGCAUUUAAAACGAUCUCUACAAAUAUGCAUGGAGAAAGGCGUACCGAUAACCGAAGAGCUAGCAGAGAUGCUCACUCCAAAUAAAAACGAUUUAGAUGAGACCUCCCGAAGUGAGAUUCUUACUCACUUGGGAGAACUGCUGCAGCAGCAAGGUGACUAUCAUACGGCCACAAAGAAAUUUACACAGGCCGGUGAUAAAGUGCGUGCUAUGAAAUGUUUACUGAAGUCGGGUAGCACGGAAAAAAUCAUAUUUUUUGCAAAUAUGUCACGACAACGUGAGGUAUAUAUCAUGGCAGCUAACUAUUUGCAGGCACUAAACUGGCAAGAGGAUGAGCAUAUACUGAAGCAUAUCAUAACAUUCUACUCCAAGGGCCAGGCAUACGACUCGUUAGCAAACUUUUAUGCAAUUUGUGCACAGAUCGAAAUCGACGAGUACCACAACUACGAAAAGGCUUUAAAAGCUAUGCAUGAGGCAGCGAAUUGCUUAAGGAAACUAGGUCAUUCACAACAUGCUCUCAACAAUUUGGAGAAGACAAUUGGAGAUGUUAAAAAAAUUUUGGAUAUACAAAAUGCAAUGAAAAAUGGAGAUAAUCAAACUGUUAUCUCCGGUUGCAGAAAUAUGCUAAUCAAACCGGAAACACCGCCCAUACGUCAAGCGGAUAUACUUGCUACGCUGGUUCGCGCCUUGGCUUAUACAAAACAGUGGGUUGAAGCUGGUCGUGCUUUAAAGGAGUUGGCUAUGAAAGACAAUGCAUGGAACACAAUUGGUUUAGUCGAUAAAGCUUUGGUGCAAAAAAUCACCAAAGAAUGCAACUUAGAUUUUGAUAUUAUCUGGAAUUCAGGACGCAGACGUGUGAAUAUUGACAACAGUGAAACCGAGCAGGAUAAAGAAGAAGAGAUAGAAGAAGAACUGCGUUAAAAAUCAUUAGAUCCUUAGUAAUACAACUAUUCGUGGCUUAUAAACGCGGUUUUGUGAUAGUACACAGAGCGAAUUGUAUUUCAGAAAGACAAGAAAUAAAAAUAAUAUGAAUGUCAACAAAAAAAUAUUUUUUAUAAAAAUAGUCAGCUCUUAAAUUACCCUCUACCACAACACCCCAUAUAUUUAUACUUCA